AUUGCCACCUCUUCUAGGGUUGUUGUAGUUCUUCUGUACCUUUGAAAGCAGUUUCCAGUUUUUUAGUUGUGUUGUUAGUUGAUAAUCUUGAGGAGGAGACAACAACGGAUCUAUCUCUUUCAAGAGGGUUGGAAGAAAAUAGAUGGAAGAGAUAAACAAUGAUGCUGAGAAACUUGAUGAAGUUAUGCUACCUGGGUUCAGGUUUCAUCCAACUGAUGAGGAGCUUGUAGGGUUUUACCUCAAGAGGAAGAUCCAGCAACGCCCUUUCACUAUUGAGCUCAUCAAACAGCUUGAUAUCUAUAAAUAUGACCCUUGGGAUCUUCCAAAGUUGGCGACCACGGGAGAGAAAGAGUGGUAUUUCUAUUGUCCCAGGGAUAGAAAAUACAGAAACAGUGCAAGGCCAAAUAGGGUAACUGGAGCUGGGUUCUGGAAAGCUACUGGGACUGAUAGGCCAAUCUACUCCUCAGAAGGUUCCAAGUGCAUUGGGCUGAAGAAAUCUCUGGUUUUUUACAAGGGUAGAGCUGCCAAAGGAGUUAAAACUGAUUGGAUGAUGCAUGAGUUCAGGCUACCUUCUCUCACAGAUUCACUGUCCCCAAAGUAUAUAGACAAGAACAUUCCUGCUAAUGAAUCAUGGGCUAUUUGCAGGAUAUUCAAGAAAACCAAUGCUACAGCUCAAAGAGCUUUAUCUCAGUCUUGGGUUUCUUCCCUUCCUGAAACAAGAACCUCUGAUCAUAUCCAAACCAAAGAUCAAAACAGCAUGCAGUUUUGUUCAGACAUAUCGUUUACAAAGAAAACUACCUUAGCCAGUCAUUACUUUACUAACAAUUACAAUGACGCACAACCUUUGACUCCUAAUAGUAGUACCACACUUUGUCCCUUAGAUGUUGCCUCAUACAAAUCCAUCAUAAACCCAUUGCUUUACAAAGCAUUUGAUCAUUUUCCCAUUUCAAAUGGAGACCUGAGCACGAGCUUUCUGUUCUCAUCUCCUUUUGACACGUCAUCAGAUGGUAAUACUAAUGCUAAAUCUACCAUGGACGUUUCUUCCAUGUUGUUGAACAUGUCAUCCUCCGUGGUUGGAGAUUUCAACAAGACUUCAGAGGAUAAUACAAAUGCAAAUACAAGCUUUGGUGGGUUGCAAGAGCAUGGCGCCUACCCAAUACCAUUUCUACGUGAGAUGCAAAGCACAUUUGGUGAACAACAAUAUGAUAAUAUUCAUGCAUUGGUAAAGGGUCCUAAUGUGAAUAUGCCUCGUGUUGAUGACCAAGAAUUGGAAACCGUACGAUCCAUUGGGUUUCCAUUCAAUAUUGGCGAUGCAUGGAAGUCAAAUCUGCUUUGGGAUACUUCCUCUUUUCCUUGUGAUCUGUCAUCUACUUAUUCCAUAACUAAGUGCUAUACUUAGUGCAUUAUUUUAGACAAAUUAGAAGCAUUUUUUUUCCCUUCUAGUCGGUAGUAACUACUGGGUCUGACUUUUUUUAGCUUAGAUUUCUGUUCAAUUUACAUUAGC
This is a messenger RNA of Vigna radiata var. radiata (mung bean), 1504 nucleotides long. Its product is annotated as protein FEZ. Gene Ontology annotation, biological process: regulation of DNA-templated transcription. The transcript has 3 exons. Gene Ontology annotation, molecular function: DNA binding. NCBI's taxonomy places the organism in Eukaryota, Viridiplantae, Streptophyta, Magnoliopsida, Fabales, Fabaceae. The coding region runs from base 143 to 1399 and encodes 418 amino acids. The record is from RefSeq and is a predicted model, not a curated record.